CUCUUCCAGGUGGGAAAACCCAGGGAUCGGGAAUGAUCCCCAGGGAUCGGGAUCGUUCCCCUCCUCCUUUUCCCAGGGAGGGGUCCGCGGUCGCCGGACCGACGAUGACGGCGGAGGGGCCCCCGGGCAGGUUCGUGGGCGGCAACGGCACCGGCGGGGACGGAGCCGGGGAGGGCCUGGGCCUGGCCUCGGCGGACCCGUCGCGGACGGGACUGUACGGCUGGGACGUGGCCCUGUGCGUGUCCGGGACGGUGGUCUCGUGCGAGAACGCCCUGGUGGUGGCCGUCCUGCUGGGCACGCCGACCUUCCGCGCCCCCAUGUUCCUGCUCAUCGGCAGCCUGGCGGCGGCCGACCUCCUCGCCGGCCUGGGCCUCGUCCUCCACUUCGCCUCCAAGUACUGCCUCCCCUUCCCGCAGCUGCGGCUGGUGCUGGUGGGCCUGCUGGUCACCGCCUUCACGGCCAGCAUCAACAGCCUGCUGGCCAUCGCCGUCGACCGCUACCUGUCCCUCUACAACGCCCUGACGUACUACUCGGAGGGGACGGUGACCCGCACCCACGCCAUGCUCCUGCUGGCCUGGGGCGGGGCGCUGGGCCUGGGGCUGCUGCCCGUGCUGGGCUGGAACUGCCUGGACGACCUGGCGUCCUGCGGCGUGGUCUGCCCGCUGACCAAGGGCCACCUGGUCCUGCUCUCGGCCUCCUUCUUCGUGGUCUUCGCCCUGAUGCUCCAUCUCUACGCCCGCAUCUGCCGCAUCGUGUGCCGCCACGCCCAGCAGAUCGCCCUGCAGCGUCACUUGCUGGCGACCUCCCACUACGUCACCACCCGCAAGGGCAUCGCCACCCUGGCGGUCAUCCUGGGCACCUUCGCCACCUGCUGGGUGCCCUUCGCCGUCUACUGCCUGCUGGGCGACGCCACCUACCCGCCGCGGUACGCCUACCUGACCCUGCUCCCGGCCACCUGCAACUCCGUGGUCAACCCGGUCAUCUACGCCUUCCGCCAGCGCGAGAUCCAGAAGGUGCUGUGGGCCGUGUGCUGCUGCUGCUGCUGUUCUGCCAAGGCCCCCUUCGGCUCCCGCUCCCCCAGCGACGUCUAGGGGGCCCGUCCCCCCUCCCUGCCCGCCCUCCAGGGACUCUCCGGGGCUCUCCGAGGCCCGGCCUCUUCUUAAAGCCUCCCGCUCCGGGGAUCCAGUCGUCGGCGUGGUACAGCCGGGGAGCCUGGCCGGGUGGGCGGUGCUGGGGAGAGAGAGGGAGAGAUGCAGCUAGAGACAAAAAUUAUUUAUUUAUCUAUUUAUUUGCUGGGCACUGCCCCUUUAACACCCAAGCCGGGGAGAUUUUUCUCCUGUGGCCCUAAUUAACCUCUGUUUUUCGGGAAAACGGGGAGAAAAAAAAUCACUUAUUUAAAAAAAAAAAUCGGGGGCCCACGGCUUCUGGUUUUUUAUUUUUUUAGGCAGCCCGGAGUGGAGCGCGGGCGGCGUUGCCUAGGCCUUUUCCUUAGCGCCAGCCCCGACGCUGCUCCGUGGAGUGCGCUGGUCCCUGAACGCGUGCCCCUCCAGGCAGAAAGGGCGUGUCGUCGCGAGUGGGGGGCCUGUGUGUGGGCGCCUUUCCUCGCCCCAUCCCAGAGACGCCCCUGGGGGUGCCGGAAGCCCUAGGUCGCCAGAUAUCCAAGUGAUGAGGGGCACGGGCUGACUCGGCCCCCUUCCCGUUGCUGUUUUGGAAUGAGACUGGAAAUAAAAGAGAUUUUGUGAUAAAAA
Molecule: messenger RNA, 1748 nt
Organism: Ornithorhynchus anatinus (platypus)
Lineage: Eukaryota; Metazoa; Chordata; Mammalia; Monotremata; Ornithorhynchidae
Gene: GPR3
Product: G protein-coupled receptor 3
Exons: 2
Coding region: 33-1091 (352 amino acids)
Biological process (GO): G protein-coupled receptor signaling pathway
Cellular component (GO): membrane
Molecular function (GO): G protein-coupled receptor activity
Source: RefSeq, a predicted model, not a curated record